Messenger RNA from Osmerus eperlanus (European smelt), 2569 nucleotides. RefSeq names its product diacylglycerol O-acyltransferase 2 (gene dgat2). NCBI's taxonomy places the organism in Eukaryota, Metazoa, Chordata, Actinopteri, Osmeriformes, Osmeridae. Gene Ontology annotation, biological process: triglyceride biosynthetic process. The record is from RefSeq and is a predicted model, not a curated record. The coding region runs from base 266 to 1351 and encodes 361 amino acids. Gene Ontology annotation, molecular function: diacylglycerol O-acyltransferase activity. Gene Ontology annotation, cellular component: endoplasmic reticulum membrane. The transcript has 8 exons.
CACCGCAGUCCAGAGAAUACUUCCGUUCUCCCUUGGUUUUUCCCCGCCGCGGACCAUAUCAGUUAGCACAUCAGUUUGGACAUCUGUAAACCUCGUUGGUUGCGCACUCGUUAGUGGCUCCUCCCCUGUACCGGUUAAAUGUCUCCUCGGCUCGUCACUUCAUUGCAGUCGAAAGCAGUCAUGAUAGAGGGGCUGUAGAGUGAAACAACUUCAUUGCAACAAGUAAUUCUGAGUUUUGUCAUCUGUGUUUAAGAGAGCCUCAGUUAUGAAGACCUUACUUGCUGCCUACUCCGGUGUCCUUAAAGGCACCGGCACCAGCCUUCUCUCAGCCCUGCAGGACCUGCCCUCCGCUCCUUGGCCUUCCAGAUCCAAGAUGAAGAAACAUCUACAAGUCAUCUCUGUGUUGCAGUGGGUCCUGUCCUUCUUGGCCCUGGGUGUUGCCUGCACAGUACUGCUCAUGUACAUGUUCUGUACAGACUGCUGGGUCAUCGCUGCCAUGUAUACCGCCUGGCUCAUAUUUGACUGGAACACUCCAAAACAAGGUGGCAGGAGGUCCUCUUGGGUGAGGAACUGGACCAUGUGGACUUACUUCAGAGACUACUUUCCAAUCAGGCUCAUAAAGACCCACGACCUUCUGCCCAGCCGUAACUACGUAUUUGGCUACCACCCCCACGGCAUUUUCUGUUUUGGUGCCUUCUGUAACUUUGGGACUGAGGCCACCGGUUUCUCCAAGAAGUUCCCAGGCAUAAAGCCCUCACUGGCCACUCUGGCCGGAAACUUCCGUUUGCCGGUGCUGAGAGACUAUCUGAUGUCUGGAGGCAUCUGCCCAGUGAACAAAAACUCCAUCGACUACCUCCUCUCCCGGAAUGGCACUGGAAAUGCAGUGGUCAUCGUAGUCGGGGGGGCGGCCGAGUCCCUGGAGUGCAGGCCCGGCCUGAAUACGGUCACGCUGAAGAACCGAAAGGGCUUUGUGAAACUGGCCCUUCAGAAAGGAUCCGACCUGGUGCCGGUGUACUCCUUUGGAGAGAAUGAUGUGUACAAGCAGGUGAUUUUCGAGGAGGGGACCUGGUGCAGGUGGGCUCAGAGGAGGCUGCAGAAGCUGCUGGGCUUUGCCCCCUGUCUGUUUCAUGGCUGUGGUCUCUUCUCCUCAGACAGCUGGGGCUUCGUGCCUUACAGCAAGCCCAUCAUCACCAUCGUUGGUGAGCCAGUCACAGUGCCGAAGGUGGAGGAGCCGACCCAGGAUAUGGUGGAUCUGUAUCAUGCCAUGUACAUCCGGUCCCUCUGCACCCUCUUUGACAAGCAUAAGACCCGCUUUGGCCUGAAGGAGACUGACAUGCUGCACAUCCAAUGAGAGAGAUUCUCUGGGACCCUCUGACCUGUGACCUGUGACAGCUACUUCAGAACCGCCUCUGCUCUUGUGCCUGGCUCUGAUACGUUAUUGAACUUGAAUCUGUACACACUAAUGUUUUUGUAAAAACACUUUUUCAGCAGCCUCUUGUGCUUAGAGUCUUUGUCCUCUGUUAAAGGCAGGAUUAGGUGGUGUUAAAGUCUUUGAAGUUGGUUAUGGCAAGGUGCUAUCAACCUAAAGGCCAUAGUUAUUUUUCAUGACAGUAGAGAACGGGAUGUAAAGAAAUCUCCCACAGUCAGGUGCAGACCAUCCUCUAGAUGGUGCUACAAGGUAAAACUAUGCAUUGAACAAGUAGCAAGGAUUUUCCUCUUAUGGAAUUGUCCAUACCUAGACUAUUCUCUUUGCUAUAUGCACAAACAAUGCAAUUGUAAGGUAUUGGUUUACUAAUGGGUCAACACUGGUUGAUUAAGCCAAAGAUCUGUUGGUCAUUGACCUCUAGCCCCACCCCUCACCCAUGUGGAUUCUGCUGGAACAUGAAAAUGAAGAAUUCUGUUCAAUCAAAUAAGGCUUUGCAUAUGUUGGGGAAUGCAUGUGUAUAUAUUUGAUUGGUGCCAUUAAGUAUUAAUUGUGUUUUGUGCAAGAAGGCCUCACCUUAUGGAAAUUUGUACUUUUUGUCUUCCCAUUGAAAAUGAUCAAUGCACUUUUUGUAUAUGUGAUGACUUGCUGAGGUAUUGACCCUUAAGAUGCCUUAUAAACCAGAAUCUUCUUUUGAAUGUUCUUGGUAAAAGAAAUGCAGGACAAUGAAAAAUACAAUAUUUGUGCUGUGACGUUGUCAUUUAACCCAAAUUACUUUCCAGACACUAAAGGUCUUGACGUGUGCCUUGAGGUUCAGCAGUACAUUAGCCCCAGAGGAGAUGACUAAAUACUGUGGAGGUUAAGAUUACGAUGAUCAGGCAAGACCUGAGGCCUGUACCCCAGGGUACUGUUGGUCUUUUUUGAGGAUGAACGGUUGAUGAAGGAGAAAAUGAUGAAAAGCAAGGGAUCAGAAAUAAUGUGCUGUAUGUGAAGACAUCUGUUGUUGGCAAAUGUGUAAAGAUGUCAGGUGUUUGUCUUGCCUUACAAGAAUGUUAUGAAAAUCAAGCAGGGAACUAGCAUUGGUAUGUCAUGCCAAACAAAGUCUAUCUAACACUGUCAUGAAAAUAAAAUGAUGGCACAAACUAA